Molecule: messenger RNA, 4296 nt
Organism: Plasmodium cynomolgi strain B
Lineage: Eukaryota; Apicomplexa; Aconoidasida; Haemosporida; Plasmodiidae
Exons: 2
Coding region: 1-4296 (1431 amino acids)
Source: RefSeq, a predicted model, not a curated record
AUGGCGGCGGCUACACUGGUCGCCCUAGUUGCGUAUCUGUCCCUUUGGCAGCGCGGAAGUGGCAACGUGGUAGUGCACCCGUCGCUCACAGAUUUUUUCGUUGAACACAUCGGGGAUCAUAUCUUCACCUCCUUCGAUAACGUGAUUAGCAAAAGGAUAGCCUCCCCCAGCUGCUCCAGUUCGACGGACACGAUCUGCCACCUUGUUCACGCCGGGGCCAUUGGCUGUCCAGCUGAGCAGACCGGUGAGGAGGGAAAAAGGGACUCCAAAGGGGAGGCAAAAAAGGACUCCAAAGGGGAGGAGAAAAAGGACGCAAAAGAGGAGACAAAAGAAGACGCAAAAGAGGAGUCAACCAAGAAGGGAACCAAAAAAAAAAAGCUACCUAUAACGAACAGGACGACGAAAAAUACACAGGAGAAACAACCAACUGGUGUAGAAUCGCAAAAUGAAGAGAAUGACAGGAGUGGAAAGGAGGCUGUGAAGGACAGAAACGAAAAGAGUGUUUGGAUGAAGGGCUUCCAUUUCUUGGUCGACGUAUUCCACUCCCUCACGAGGAAGAAGCAACAUCAAAUAACCCCCACGAAGAAGCUAUCCCCAUCAUACUUUGUCAAUUAUAGAAGAACAAGCAUACUAGGAGAUGCCUGUGAAUUCAGGGAGAGUCCUACCAAGUACAAUUUUAAAGGCCUGUUCAUAGGGGAGCAUUUAAAUGACGCAAAAAAUUUAGCAUUUUUGUCUCCACUUUCUUUAGCUAUUGACGAAAUCGAUUUCAACAAAAUUUUUUUGGAAGCAUGGGAUGUGGAGUCCUACUCGAGUUACAUUUUUUUGGAUAACUCGGAGUUGUUAGGGGGAGGGAAAAAUAAAAAGAAAGAAGACGUGGGAUCCCCUGGGGGGCAUGUCGUGGUUGGGAAGGAGGAGAAGAACGCCUACCUCUCAGGAGAUGUCUUGGUUGGGAAGGAAAAGAGCUCCCACCUCUCAGGAGCAUCCGCAACUCCUGCUUCGAGCAGAGCAGGCGGCUGGGUGGGCAGCAUCAAGUCGAUCGUGGACCUCUCCAACGGUGCGAAGGAAGACCCUCCAAGUAGGCACCCCAGCAAGGGUGGACACACCGAUCACACUUCCCCGACACAGAUGAACGAAGAACACGGAGAAAAAAAAAACAACCUAGCAGGAAAGAACGUCACACCAAGAACCAUCAGCGAAGUAUUAAACAGGUUAAGAAUCCCAUUCGAAACGAGCAACUAUGAUGGGAUGGUAAAAAUCAACAGGGAGAUGAACGUGGGAAUAUGUACAAGGCAAAGUAGGGGAGGAUCCCUUCUACUCCUAUUUCUACGAAAGAAGAAACUAGUCAGUAGUGAAUUCCCUUUUAGAAAACACUUUAAGACGAAGGAGAAAAAUCACAUGGACCCCCCAUUCACAUGUGCAUUCUUCCGAUCCAUUAGGCAUUCCGAGAUUGUCCUUUUUUUUCAGAAUAUUACAUCUCCAAGUGGGACCAUCGUAGGGGGAGGUCACAACACAAUCUCGAACGAACAAACACGGAAGGGAACCAACUCCAUCAAAGAAGCCUUAAAACUAACAAGCAGUGCAUUAUAUAAAAAGUGGUCGAAAAAAAAUCACAAUAAAGGAUUCACUAACAUGGUUUCUACGAACCCAUUAAAGAAUCUAAGUGUGCAUGCAAAUUAUGAAUACAAAAAGAAUCUCUUCAAAUUGCAUGCAGAUUACGAUGGCAUAAGCAAAAGCGUCAUAGUUGUGCGAAAUUAUCAGAAGAAAGUUCUCCUAAAUUUCAUUUUCCAAGUGGACGUGUGCUACAGUGAGGUCUACGUUGAUAACGACGUUCAGCUGCGCUACGUGAAUUCUGACAUGAGGCCUAAUUUGAUCCUGAGGGGCGCGUGGAGUUCCUGUGCGCUGGGGGGGCCGCUCCAUUUUUACGACAGAUACAGGGUGGGUGGUCAACGGGUGGAAGGAGGCGAAGCAGUAGGUGGCGAAGCAGUAGUGGACGAAGCAGUAGCGGACGAAGCAGUAGUGGACGAAGUAGUAGCGGACGAAGCAGUAGUGGACGAAGUAGUAGCGGACGGAGGUGGCGCAGAUGACGGAGCUGACGGAGCAGGUGCACCUGCGCGCGAACCCCCCCGACCGGGAAGGGACAGAGGAAGAGUCUACUGGCACGAACAAAUUCUCAGCGACAAAGUAGAACCAGCGCAACGGUACAAGAAACUCAAACAUUUGUAUUUAAAAAAUCCCCGAUUAGAGGAAAUGAGAGAGAAGACACAAUGGAUGAACAGGCAUGUGCGCGAGAGUGGGGACGUCCUCUUGCUGUCCAAGAAGGGAUCAGUCGAGUUCAAAACGCCGGUCGUUGUUAGCGACCUCUACGUGCGUCUGCACCCGAACCCGUUGUACAGGUCCGCCUGCGGGGAGGGGGGAAGUUUGCAGGCGACCGCGUUGGAUCAGCGUCCAGCCGGUGGGAGCAGCAGUGGGAGCAGCGGUGGGAGCAGAAACGGGCGAAACGCUGCUCGCAGAAAUGGGCGAAGCGCUGCACGCAGCAGUGGGCGCGGCGCGUCCGGACAGGACCCCCCCUUGGAGACGUGCGCACAGGGGAAGCCAUACAACAUGCACCUCCUUUUUAACUUCUACCUUAACAGAAGCAGGAAGUACUCAGCUGUGUUGGAGAUCUCCGUAGAUCCCCUUCGCCAUGCAAACCAUUACAGCCAUUACAACGUCCUACACUCCCACGGACACACGAACCCACUUAACGUGAUGACUCUGCUUAAAGGAAACAUAAAUCACUACAGAAUUAAUAAAAUAGAAAUCGAGUACUCUCUUAAUCCUCACCCACUUGCACCACGAGACGUAUCCAUUCACCACAGCAGGAUGCCCUUCCUCGUGUCAGUGUGCAAUCUGACAAUGAACCAGAGUCAGAAGGUCUACAAUUACGUGCCUACAUUUUUCCUGUCCAGGGGAGACUUCCUCCACAUGCUCAGUCGAAUCGAGCCCAACGAGGCGGACGCGGAGGAUGAGGCGGACGCGGAGGAUGAGGCGGACGCGGAGAACGGGGUGGACACGGAGGAGAGCAUCACUCAAGUGAGCGAUACCAACCGCCCCAGCACCAACGUGGACAGGACCAACGUGAACAGCACCAACGUGAACAGCACCAACGCGGACAGCACCAACGCGGACAGCACCAACGUGCCCAGCGCGAAGGGAAACCACAAGGGGAAACCCAACAGGUUCGUCAGCAACACCUCCUUUUCCAUAUUCACUUCGCUCAGUGAACCCAUUUUCUGGGAUCACAUAAUGCAGCUUCGAUGCAGCGUUAGCCAAUGCCAAUAUGAUGAAGCCACUGAACGAUUUCUAGUCACCACCUUGGGAGGACGACACGAGGGGACGACCCAAGUCAGUCAAGAGGUAGCCCCCCAGAGGCGGCCCUUCCAACCCAACGCACACAUCACCCCAGCCGCCAACGAAGAGAACACAGAGGAAGGAGAAGACGCUGAGUUGAGCGAAAUUCAGAAGGAGUAUUUAGACUUCCUGGAGAGGGGGCAACCAAAUGGAGGAGCGAGCGAGGCGGAGCAGACGAGCUACAGUAACGAGGCGGAGCAGACGGGCUACAGUAACGAGACGAACCAGGCGACCAUGUCCAACGAACCCAACGCGGCCAAUGAACCCAACGCGGCCAACGAACCCAACGCGGCCAACGAACCCAGUGCCGCCAACGAACCCAGGCCUCCCCAACUUCCCCCACCGCGCAAAAAACAGAUCGUGGCUUACGACAUGACCAGCAUGCUCAACCUCGAGCACACCCAAAAGAGGUACAUCAUCCCCCCGUACCGCAAGGGGAUAUACGUAUGUCUGGAGAGCGAAAGGAACCAAUUAGUGUACGACCCGAACGACCAUGUGUUCUACGUGAAGAGAAGCGAAAAGGGCAAUGUAAGAAACGACACUAGAGAUGCUUUACCAGCCUUGUGGAUCUACUCAGCUCUCCUCCCAACAGAAAGUGACCUUCUGCAGUUCUCCUUCCUCACGAAAAAUAAGCUCACCCUGAAGCGGACCCAAACGAAGGACACCAAAUUUUAUUUCAAAAACGUUAUACCGUUGACUCGGUAUGAAGAUUAUACGAAUACGGAGAGACACUACAGUGAGCAUAUCAUAAAAAUCAGCUUUAUCGAUUUGAAGCAGAGUGGAUUCACGUCUGACCUGUUGGGUCUAACCAUUGACAGCCAACUUUACAAGGCCAAAAUCAUCGAGUUCCUUAAGAGUAAGUUCAGCACAGUUGUGCAGUUCGCUUCGGAGGACAUGGGUAGCUGA